Molecule: messenger RNA, 1073 nt
Organism: Pararge aegeria (speckled wood butterfly)
Lineage: Eukaryota; Metazoa; Arthropoda; Insecta; Lepidoptera; Nymphalidae
Gene: Rrp42
Product: exosome complex component RRP42
Exons: 6
Coding region: 133-1062 (309 amino acids)
Biological process (GO): U1 snRNA 3'-end processing; U4 snRNA 3'-end processing; nuclear polyadenylation-dependent mRNA catabolic process
Cellular component (GO): cytoplasmic exosome (RNase complex); nuclear exosome (RNase complex)
Source: RefSeq, a predicted model, not a curated record
AGUGACAUUGUCUUCUGACUUCAGUCUCACAUGAGCGGAAACUCAAACAAAAACACCGAAAUCCCGUCUCACGUGUUUAUUUUAAGCUGAAAAUUAGUAAUUUGAGUAAGGAAUAUUGAAUAAAUAGCUUCGAUGGCUGGUGUUUUACUAAGUCGAACGGAAAAGGUUUUUAUUAUAGAUGGCGUUAAGGAUGAAUACCGGUCAGAUGGAAGAUCAACCAUUGAUUAUAGGCCAAUGGAACUUGAGACUAAUGUGGUCAGCCAUGCAAGUGGCUCAGCAAGACUUCGACUUGCAAAUACUGACAUACUGGUCGGCAUCAAGACAGAGAUAGAUGUGCCCAAGCCUGACAAACCUGCUUUAGGCAAGAUUGAUUUUUUUGUUGACUGUUCAGCAAAUGCAACACCAGAAUUUGAAGGCCGUGGUGGAGAGCAGCUAGCCAACAGUAUAUCAAACAUGAUGCAAAGAGCAUACCAGUCCCCACAGGCGUUUGAUCUAAAACAGCUGUGUAUAUUUGAAGGGAAACAGUGUUGGAAACUUUAUGUUGACAUUUUGAUUUUAGAAUGUGGAGGUAAUCUGUGUGAUGCAGUAUCACUUGCAGUAAAGGCUGCAUUGUUUAACACUAAAAUUCCAUUUGUAAAGGCAGCCCUCAUGGAUGGGGGCAACAUAGACUUACAGUUAUCUGAUGAUCCAUAUGACAGUAAAUUGUUGGAUGUGGGAUCAGCACCACUUUUGGUAACAUUAUGUAAAAUUGGAAAUAAAUGUGUAGUAGAUCCAACAGCAGAAGAGGAGAAAUGCAGUUCUGUCUCCCUCAUAGUUGGGGUCACCGGAAACCGGAAAUAUUAUAGUGAUGAUGAUACAGAGGAACUACCCGCUUUUCAGCCUAAAUGCAGUGCGAUUAGCAUGCAUGGACCUGGUAGUAUUACUACUACAACUCUGAGGAAUGCUAUAAAUCAGGGAAUAAUCGCUGCUGUAUGCCUGGACGAAGCCUUAGGUAAGACCGUCGUAAGAGAAAGGAGAGAUAUUGAAAAAUUCAAGAGACAUUCAUAUGGAUUUUUAAAAUAAAUAUUAAAUUA